UCUCUUUACUACAAACUAGCCUCAGAAAGCUACUAGCAAAGCAAGAAAUUAUCUAAAAGAAAUGGCUUAUAAUUAUUCUCUUAACUCGAGAAUUCUGAAUUUGGAAUGCGUGGUUUUGGUACUUGGCAUAUUUUUUAAUAGCUGUUUGCAUGGAAUUAGUGAUCCACAUUUAAGUUUGGAUUACUACAAAUCAACUUGUCCUUCUGUGGUUGAAAUUGUGAGGAAAGAAAUGGCAUGUGCCUAUCUUUCUGAUCCUCGUAAUGCUGCUUUGAUUUUGAGAUUACAUUUCCAUGACUGCUUUGUUCAGGGUUGCGACGGCUCGGUAUUGCUGGACGAUAUGGUAAAUUUACAAGGAGAAAAGAAAGCACCCAACAACAAGAAUGCAUUGAAAGGAUUCAGAAUUAUUGAUAGAAUUAAAAACAGGCUUGAAUCAGAGUGCCCUGGAAUUGUUUCUUGUGCUGAUAUUCUAACAGUAGCUGCCAGAGAUGCAGUUCUUCUGGUUGGUGGACCAUAUUGGGAUGUGCCAUUAGGUAGAAAAGACUCAAGAAGUGGAGGAUAUGCCUUAACUGAUACAAAUCUUCCAACAGCUGAUGAAGGGCUUAUUUAUAUUAUUUCUAAGUUUAUAUCUCAGGGCCUUUCUGUUACUGAUAUGGUUGCUCUUUCUGGUGCCCAUACAAUUGGGAAGACUCGCUGUGUGAAUUUCAAGAAGAGAAUAUAUGGAGAUUUCCCAAUGACUACUUCAUUGAAUCCAAUUUCUCGGACAUACCUUAGCAACUUGAAAUCAGUAUGUCCUCCUAUUGGAUCAGACAACAAUAAAACAGCCAUGGACUAUGUUACGCCCAAUUUAUUUGACAAUUCUAAUUACCAUGUUUUGCUUAGAGGAGAAGGACUCAUCAAUUCAGACCAAGAACUCUAUUCAAGUUUCCUUGGAUUUCAAACAAAGAAGCUUGUUGAGGAAUAUGCUGCAAAUCCAAUUGCAUUCUUCGAGCAAUUCGCGGAGUCCAUGGUAAAAUUAGGGAACAUUACGAAUCCUGACACUUAUGUGAAUGGUGAAGCUAGAAAGAAUUGCAGGUUUGUGAACACAUAUAUUAAGGGUCACUAUUAGGUUGAAAUCCUUAAUGUCGCGGCGAAUAUGGUAGAGGAGCUCCGGUUGACUAAGUUAGAGAGAUGAUGUGAUAAUAAUUUAAGUCCUUAAGUUUCUUUUGGUUCCUAUU
This is a messenger RNA of Nicotiana attenuata, 1214 nucleotides long. RefSeq names its product peroxidase 11-like. Gene Ontology annotation, molecular function: heme binding; peroxidase activity. NCBI's taxonomy places the organism in Eukaryota, Viridiplantae, Streptophyta, Magnoliopsida, Solanales, Solanaceae. The record is from RefSeq and is a predicted model, not a curated record. Gene Ontology annotation, biological process: response to oxidative stress; hydrogen peroxide catabolic process. Bases 62 to 1105 code for a protein of 347 amino acids. The transcript is spliced from 4 exons.